This is a messenger RNA of Chlamydomonas reinhardtii, 1395 nucleotides long. RefSeq lists its product as uncharacterized. Bases 30 to 926 code for a protein of 298 amino acids. NCBI's taxonomy places the organism in Eukaryota, Viridiplantae, Chlorophyta, Chlorophyceae, Chlamydomonadales, Chlamydomonadaceae. The record is from RefSeq and is a predicted model, not a curated record. The transcript is spliced from 9 exons.
CUACCAUUUUCAGCUAAAUAACUCGCAAAAUGUUGUCUGGCUUACUUGGCCGCGCUGCGCCCGCCGCGCCCAGCAGCAGAAAUGUCCAAAUAGCACCGCAAACACCUCGCGCUCCGCUGCGAGCGUCAGGGCAAAUACAUGCACAGCCCACAACAUCAGCGAACACGGUAACGUCAGAGGCGCGGUCAGCGGGCUCGGCGUCAACGUCCGGGCGGUCUUUAUCGGCCAAGGACAAGCUGGCUAUGCUGGAUAAAGCCAAGGAGAAGCGCCUGGAGGCGCUGACGCAGGACGGGUACAACCCUUACAAGACGGGGGCGCCUGGCAUAGUGGACGUGCGUCUCUACCAUGCGGCAGUGGAGUCCCAAAAGCGCAUGAGCACGAAGCUGUCGGAGGCGAACGCGCAAAUGACGCUAAUGGAGCGGCGGAUGGAGGAGACGACCAAGGACCUGCAGGACGCAGCGGCGUUCCUCAAAAAGGUGGCCAUGGAGUUUGGUACCACCAGCCGCCUGGUGGAAUCCACGGCGGCGGCGGUGCGGUUCGGCGUGGACAAGGAGGACGCGGUGGCCAAACUGGUCAAGCUGUGCGAGCGGCUGGAGGCGCUGGAGAAGACGGUGCAGGACCAGCGCGCCGCCUUUGCAAAGCGUGUGCCCAAGAAGGUCCCCGUGGCCUGGGUGGGCGUUGCAUCCGAGGUGAAGCUGAUGGGUGACUUUGACAGCUGGACGCGCGGCUUCGAGCUGUCAGCCGCCAACAUCGACAGCGAUGGCGUGAUCAAGACGUUUGAGGCGGAGGUGCCGCUGCUGCCGGGCCGCUACCGGGCCAAGUUCCUGGUGGAUGGCGGCUGGCGGCUGGCAUCGGACUGGCCCACAGAGAACGACGAGCUGGGUGAGACCAACAACAUCCUCAUCGUGCAGCCCAUGCCCCUGUAAGGCUGUGACGGGUGCGGUUGUGACAGCACUCAACCGGCAGGCGCCGCGCUCACGGCAGGGUGCUGCGCACCUCGGCUCCUGCGCAAGUCGCCCUUUUGACUUUGAGCUGAAAAUAAAGCUGUGAGCUGUGACGCUGUAGCAGUGCUGUAGCAGUGAGUGUGUUGAUGUUGGACAGGUGGGCGAGUGUGCCAGCGUAUGCGGCACAACGUGUGAGCGACGCCGGCUUGACUGCUGGUCAGGCAGGUGCCGGCUCCUGGUACCGGCUUGGGACACUCUGAUUUGCGCUGAGUCGUGGCAGCAUAGGCAUUUGCGGGCUAAGGAUAUUGCCGGUUUCGGACAGGGCAGGGUACGCAAAGCGUGCGUCUUGACUGGGCAAGUGCAAGCGACCUCUACCUGAGCUGCGUGCAAGCGACUCCGCCAAUCAGUCUUGACACACGUGACUCCUGCCGUUGUAAAGCGUCAAUGCCUC